Molecule: messenger RNA, 729 nt
Organism: Bursaphelenchus xylophilus (pine wood nematode)
Lineage: Eukaryota; Metazoa; Nematoda; Chromadorea; Rhabditida; Aphelenchoididae
Source: the annotation of a GenBank genome assembly
AUGGCUGCUAACAAAGUCGAAAUGUCUUUGGGUAAGGAUUUGGUAAUUCAAUCAUCUUUUAUUACCACCUAAAUUAAUGAGAUUUGUUUUUAGACGACAUUAUCAAGGGCACUCGUAAGGACAAGAAGGGGAAUGGCCCCGUCAAAAGAUCAGGAGGACCGAGAAAAGGACCAAUCAAGAAGGUUAGUUUUAAGUGAUCUUUUGUGUAAUAUAAUUUUCUUUGCAGAAAAGUUUCAAGCCAAAAGGAAACAACGCAGCUGCCAAAGUGACACCUGCUACAAAGAAAUUGGUGAAUGCACUUGUAAAGGUAUGCUUUUAUUACGUCGUUUCGAAUUUACAUUUGAGUUCAAGACUAAUUGGAGUUUAUUAUAGAAAGCUUUGGCGAAGCGGGGACUCAGAAAUGUCGACCAGAGCCCCAGGAAGACUUUUGUUCGCAAAGUGAAUCCCAGAUCCAGAGUAAUCAAGAAGAGAACUGGAGGAGGUCAAACUGAGACCGUUGUUAUCAGAAAGAUUCAACGCCCAGUUCAGAAACCCCGAGUAAUCAGAGAAGUUAUCGUUGAGGAGCCUAGGAGACGUUUUGUUCGACCCGCCCAGCGAGUGAUUGAACAACGACCCCGUCAGAAAGUCGUCUAUGUACAGCAACAACAGCCUCAGCGACGUCGAUUCAACAACUCAAGACGAAGAACCGAUCCCUUCUAUGAGCCUGCCAAUUAUCUCCAACGGAUCUGA